AUGGCGUCUCUCGAAGAGCUUCUCGAUUCUCUUCACUACCUCUAUCCGGCAUUGGCCUUCACCUAUUUUGCAAUUGCUUCUGCUGUUGCUGUGUGCACUCUUCAGACUCUGCGGGCAGCCAACAACCCAGGCAAAGAGUUCAUCCCUCGAUCAUGGAUCCUUAACCUCCUCGUUGCCUUCGUCCUGACCUACGUCGCCCAGAUUACCGUCAUCGCCAUUCAGUCCAUCCUCCUUAAAGAAUGGAUUGGCCAGGAGCAUGAGGUUAUUGGCUUGCUUUCCUGCAUUCUUGUCUUUGGUACCCAAUUGGCCUUUCUCUCUGACACAGAACAUCCGGUAUGGACACCAUACUGGGGUUCGUGGCUCAUCUCCUUGGUUCUCGAGCCCAUGAUUGGAGUGCCAGAUCUCAUCAUCAGACGGUCCAGCACUUUUGAACACUGCCGCAUCGCCCACCUUGUCUUCGCUGGUCUCCGCUACUAUCUGCUUCUCACCAUCGUUUCCGUCUACGUUGUCCAGCGUAUCCGAGCUAGCCAGGAAGAGGCCACGGACGAAGAACGGCAGUCUCUUCUUGGCCAAGAUGACCCAAACUCCACGUCCACUUACGGGACGACAAGUGAUCCACCAGAGUCGUACUGGGCCGAACGCCAGCGAAAGGCACAGGAGGAGAUGGAGAAGCGCCUUCAGGAAGAGGGCAACUGGCUGACGUACAUUAAGGGCUUCGGCAUUUUGUUCCCUUAUAUCUGGCCUGUCGGGCAGAAAUCCCUUCAGCUACGCCUUGUCCUUGUUGGCCUCUGUUUGCUCGCCGGCAACGCUCUCAACCUCUUGAUCCCGCGUCAAUUCGGUAUCAUUGUCGAUGAGCUCAAAGACAAAAAUUUCAGCAGUGCAUGGUACGGAGUUGCCAUCUACGGCCUGCUCAGAAUUGCUGCGUCAGACGCCGGUAUCGAGUUUCUGCGAGAAUGGCUCUACCUCCCUCUCGAGGUGUACGCUGAUGGGGCUCUGAGCACAGCAGCCUAUCGACACAUCUUGAACCUCUCAGCCGACUUCCACGAUUCAAAGAGCACAUCCGACAUCAGCUUGGCCAUGUAUGGUGGGUCGAGUGUUUCCGACCUUCUGGAAUCUAUCUGCUUCCAAGCUCUGCCUAUGCUGAUCGACCUCGUCGUUGCCAUCGUGUAUCUCUCAGUUAUUCUGGGGCCUUACGAAGGCCUCAUCACCCUGGCGACUAGCACACUCUUCUUGUUCAUUGCUACGAAGAUGAUUGCUGUGAUGAAGGAACGCCGACGGGCCCACGUGAACGCCCAGUAUGCCGAGCACUACGUACGCCAGACUGGAAUCACGGGUUGGCACACGGUUGCAUCCUUCAAUCAAACGACAUACGAAGACGUGCGCUACUCUAACGCAAUUCACACCCGCAUCAACUGGACUAAGCGUGUACGUCUCGGGUGGUUUACUGCGCAAGCGUUUCAGUCUCUGGUUCUCCUCUGCGGUCUUUUGGCUGGCGCGAUUUUGGCUGUGUACAGGAUCAAGAACAGCAAGGCCACCCCUGGUGACCUGACAAUGCUCCUGAUGUACUGGGCCCAACUCACGUCUCCCCUGCGGUUCAUGGCGAGCCUCGGAAAGAAGAUUGGAAGCGAUUUGAUCGAUGCUGAGCGAUUGUUGGACAUCAUGAAGAAGGAGCCAACAAUCGUGAACAAGAAGGGAGCCCGCCCCCUAAAGCUUGUUGGUGGCAACGUCGAUUUCAAUGAUGUGAGCUUCACCUACGACUCUAAGAAGAAGAUCAUCAACGGAAUCUCUCUUUCUGUUCCUGGUGGCCAGACGGUGGCUUUUGUUGGCGCUACUGGUGCCGGCAAGUCCACCAUGUUGAAGCUACUUAACCGUUUCUACGACGCCAGCGAGGGAUCCAUCUUAAUUGACGGCCAGGACGUGCGUGAUGUUGACUUGCACAGCCUCCGUGACCGCAUUGGCUUGGUACCGCAGAAUCCUGUACUCUUCGACGACACGAUCAUCAGCAACAUUCGGUAUGCGAGAAUCACUGCCUCUGACGACGAGGUCUUUGAAGCCUGCAAAGCCGCUUGCAUCCAUGAUAAGAUCAUGACUUUCACCGACGGAUACAACACGCGAGUUGGUGAGAGGGGAAUCAAACUUUCCGGCGGCGAACUCCAGCGUGUUGCUAUCGCCCGAGCAAUUCUCAAGCAGCCUGAGAUUGUGCUUCUAGACGAGGCAACAAGUUCAGUAGACACCGACACAGAGCAGAAGAUCCAGCAGUCAUUCAUGCAGCUCUGCAAGGGACGAACCACGUUCAUUGUCGCGCAUCGCCUUUCAACCAUCAUGAAUGCUGAUCGCAUUGUUGUCAUCGAGGAUGGUGAAGUUGUCGAGCAGGGUAAUCACGCCGACCUCGUCACUGCUAAGGGAAGAUAUGCCGACUUGUGGUCUAAGCAAACCUUCCUGAAGCCCAAGGAUGACGAUUUGGCCAGCAGCAAGAAGUCGACUGCCAGUGACACUGACGAUUCUACGCUCGAUGGCACCUCGGACACCACAGAUGCUUCCGCGUCCGAGGGCACCCAGAUGACACCGACUCAGGCGAGUAAGGGAAAAGAGGCUGUUCAGACUCCCGGUAAUCACAAGAAAGAGGUAGAGUCAGCUGAAGAUUCGUCUUUGGCAGAUUCUAACCACUAA
Colletotrichum godetiae is the source of this 2670-nucleotide messenger RNA. RefSeq lists its product as uncharacterized. The record is from RefSeq and is a predicted model, not a curated record. The coding region runs from base 1 to 2670 and encodes 889 amino acids. Gene Ontology annotation, cellular component: membrane. Lineage: Eukaryota; Fungi; Ascomycota; Sordariomycetes; Glomerellales; Glomerellaceae. Gene Ontology annotation, biological process: transmembrane transport. The transcript has 5 exons. Gene Ontology annotation, molecular function: ATP hydrolysis activity; ATP binding; ABC-type transporter activity.